Penicillium pulvis is the source of this 225-nucleotide messenger RNA. RefSeq lists its product as uncharacterized. The record is from RefSeq and is a predicted model, not a curated record. The transcript has 2 exons. The coding region runs from base 1 to 225 and encodes 74 amino acids. NCBI's taxonomy places the organism in Eukaryota, Fungi, Ascomycota, Eurotiomycetes, Eurotiales, Aspergillaceae. Gene Ontology annotation, molecular function: protein binding.
AUGUGGACGUUAACGCUCAAGCACAUAAAUGAUUCGCUUACGUUUCUUUAUAGUGGCGCGGACGUGAACCUCCGCAGUGACAGGUCAUCUCAAAGUACCCUUUUUGCUGCCACAUUGAACGGUAGCUUAGAUAUGGUGCGAAUGCUUCUUGGCAACGGUGCGGAAGUUAACACUCGAGCCAAUGGUAACAUUGCUUUCCAUGUUGUCGUAUCGAAAGGCAACUGA